Mollisia scopiformis is the source of this 756-nucleotide messenger RNA. RefSeq lists its product as uncharacterized. Bases 1 to 756 code for a protein of 251 amino acids. Lineage: Eukaryota; Fungi; Ascomycota; Leotiomycetes; Helotiales; Mollisiaceae. The transcript is spliced from 2 exons. The record is from RefSeq and is a predicted model, not a curated record.
AUGUUCUGCCACAACUUCUUAAAUCGAACUACAGCCUUCCUCAUCUUCCUUACCUCUACCUCCGCCUUAACAAUCCAAAACAUUCUCUGGAACAUCCCAAACGGCAACCUCUCCUCACUCUCGCAAACCUUUACCUCCAGCCAAACCCUCCCUUUAUCCUGGAACGCAUGGGACUCCACUCAAUACGUCGACACAACCAAGAACCUCGUUGAUCUAUGGGCUACAGCUUUUGACUAUAACUUGAAUCCGUUUAGUCAACGCUUGACCGUGGGAAUCAACCUCACAUCCGCAGGGAAUUUCGCAUGGACGAUCGCCAUUCCAACGAGCAACUUAACCUUUGACGCCAAAUACGUCCUGAGGUUCAAAGUCACGUCUCCGAUCUACGAUGCCAGUUCGGGGGAGCUGUCUAGUCCGGGGUUUCUUGUUUUGGCUGCUUCUUCAACUUCAACUUCUGCUAGUACCAGUAGUUUCGUGCCGAGUACGAUCAAUACGUCGACGUUGAUGCCAACAGAUACCACAUCCACGACUCCGGCAGCGUUGGGUUUAAGUGUUGGGGCAAAGGGCGGAAUAGGUGCUGGUGUGGUGGUUGCUGUUUUGGUGGUGGGAGGAGUGUUGUGGUUCUUUCCUUUGGUUAGGAGGAGAGGGAAAGCGAGGGUGGUGCCGACUCAACCUCUUUUUGAUGAGAGGAAUAAUGAUGAUGGGCCAGCGGAAAUGCCGGUGAAGUCGACGCAUGUGGUGGAACUACCUGCCGGAUAA